AGGUCAGAGUUCAAAGUCAUAGGUACGCUUCGUAAAUAUGGCGGCCCUAGUCGGACGCAGAGUGCUUUUACAAGCUUGCCGCUUGCAUUUUACAGACAAUGAUAACGCGUGCAAGCUCGGUUCGUCCUUCUUCUCUUCAAGAAAGUAUGCCGGCUCCACUAUAUCCUUUUGCCCGCCGUUUGGCUUUGGCGCACUAGCACGACAGUAUAGCUCAGAGGCAAAAGACGACUUGCUCGUGAGGUACCUUGACGGAGAAGAUUACGGUAUAGUGGUUGUUGGGAUAAACCGACCAAAAGCCAAAAAUGCUAUAAGCAAAAAUCUGGUAAAAAUGAUGUCUGAUGCUGUAGGGGAUAUAAAAAAGAAUAACAAAAUCCGCAGUGUCAUUUUUUGCAGUCUGGUUCCAGGGAUCUUCUGUGCAGGAGCAGACCUUAAGGAGAGGGCCAAGAUGCAUCAAAGUGAAGUGGGACCAUUUGUGUCCAAAGCAAGAACACUAAUCACUGAACUGGGCAACCUACCAAUGCCCACAAUUGCUGCACUUGAUGGAGCUGCCUUAGGAGGAGGCUUGGAAAUGGCUCUGGCAUGUGACAUCAGAGUUGCCUCAAAUUCUGCAAAAAUGGGACUUGUUGAGACUAAACUUGCAAUUAUUCCUGGGGCAGGUGGCACUCAGCGUCUCCCCAGGGUGAUUGGUGUGUCCCAUGCUAAAGAGUUGAUGUACACUGCCCGGGUGGUGGAUGGAGCAGAGGCUUGUCGCUUGGGCCUGGUCAGUCAUUCUGUGGAGCAGAAUACGAGUGGAGAUGCUGCCUAUCUGCGAGCUUUGGAGCUUGCGCGUGAGAUUAACCCUCAGGGUCCAAUUGCAGUGAGAAUGGCAAAAUUGGCUAUCAAUCAGGGUAUAGAGGUGGAUCUGUCUACUGGCUUGGCUAUUGAAGAAGCAUGCUAUGCCCAAGUGAUACCAACCAAAGAUCGACUGGAAGGUUUAGCUGCAUUUAAGGAAAAGAGGCGUCCUCAGUACAAGGGAGAGUGAGUCAUUGUGCUCCUCAGAAUGUUCAAGACUUUGGCCUUAAUUUCUUGUACCGCUGCUUCCGACAUGCUUAGAGGUGAAAUUGUACAUGACAGUGCAUUUGCCUGCACAGUCCUUGAAGGGCAGGAUUAUGUUUGAUCCUUGUUUUAGUGACCAUAGCAUAUUAUUCAAGUAAUGUCCAGUAAUUUCUUUUAGUUCCCCAAUGCAAAAAGCCAUAAAUUAGUAUGAUUUAGUUAUUGCUUCUUGAAUGAUGUAUCAAUAGGAAUUUUUUUUCUUUACUUGGGGGUCUGUCUAUCAAAAACACUGUGACCUGAGAAUCGCCAUAGCCAUUUUGCAAACCAAAGCAAUGAUUGCUAAAUGACUGUGGUGUCACUCAUGCAAUGUUUCCUCUCAAAAACUACAGAGAGAAAUAUUGGAGUAUGCUCAUACCACAUCCCUUACAGUUUGCAUGGAGCUUGCAUGGAGUCAUAGGAAGUGGAAAAUUGUUUUGUCUGACCUGUUUUACAGUUUAUGCCAUACUUUUUGUCACAGUCACUGAUUGGAACAUUACAAUUAGUCUGCAUUAAAAAAAUUACAUGAAAAAAAAAAAGCCAACAUUCUGUGUUGCAAUUCCGAAUAUAGAAUUCAAAUAUAAGUUUUUCCUCAAUAUGCGUGCAUGUGUGUUCGUCCGCGAAUAACGUUUUUUGACAAAAGAUUAUUUUGUACUAUUGUAAGGCAUAUUAAAACAGUGUAGCUGUAACUUGUAUAUACAGUAGUUUCGCUACAGAGUAUAAGUCGCACCAGCCAUAAAAUGCAUAAUAAAGAAGAAAAAAAAACACAAGUCGCACCGAGUAUAAGUUACGUUUUUGGGGGAAAUUUAUUUGACAAAAUCCAACACCAAGAACUUACAUGAAUAGGCAACAACAGUCCGAACGGUACAGUUUGCUAACGUUACAUAAACACAUAAACGAGGAGCUGAGAACGUGCCUGACGUAACAUUAAGAGUUAUUCAAAAACUUUAAAAAUAUUUUCUAAAUUUCAGCGACGGCUCUGUCACAAUAAUGCGACCAGCGCGGUGGAGUUGCGCGGUCGGCAGUGCGCUGCAGUUGCACGAUCGGACAAAAAUGCGCAAAUGAAAAAAUUGUUAAAAAAGGCGUUUCUAUAGCCUUGGAACCGAUUAAUUUUUUUUUUCAUUAUUUGUAAUGGGAAAAAUAGAUUCGGAAUUCGACCGAUUCACUUUUCGAACCGCCUUCUGGAACGGAUUGUGGUCAAAAACCGAGGUUUGACUGUACUUGGAAUACAAUAAUGAAGAUAACAGAUGAGUUUAUACUUGAUGAAUGGGUGCACAUGGACAUCUAGGUUUCAACUCAAUGUGUUAUAUGUGUUAUUUUAUUAUGUGCUGUCGCUUAAUUUAGGUAUGUAGCAGUGUUUUUGUUCAUAACUACUGCAAAUAAAUCUCAAACUCA
Messenger RNA from Syngnathus typhle (broad-nosed pipefish), 2463 nucleotides. RefSeq names its product AU RNA binding protein/enoyl-CoA hydratase (gene auh). Gene Ontology annotation, cellular component: mitochondrion. The record is from RefSeq and is a predicted model, not a curated record. Bases 38 to 1021 code for a protein of 327 amino acids. Gene Ontology annotation, molecular function: enoyl-CoA hydratase activity. The transcript has 10 exons. Lineage: Eukaryota; Metazoa; Chordata; Actinopteri; Syngnathiformes; Syngnathidae. Gene Ontology annotation, biological process: fatty acid beta-oxidation.